Caenorhabditis bovis is the source of this 960-nucleotide messenger RNA. The record is from the annotation of a GenBank genome assembly. NCBI's taxonomy places the organism in Eukaryota, Metazoa, Nematoda, Chromadorea, Rhabditida, Rhabditidae.
AUGCCGCUUCCAAACAGUACUCUCCAACUGAUUUAUUAUAAAGAUUCGCGUCCUGAAGGCAGCGCUGAUCGAUGGAUGACAAUCGUUGCCGGAAUAUUCAUGAUGACGGCUUCUGCUGUAGGAAUUUAUGUAAAUACGAAGGUCUAUCUGCAAUACAUGUCAAACCCUGGCCGACUGCCCGGUUUUUAUGUGUUGUGCUCAUCGAAGACUUUCAGCAACAAUAUUAUUCUUUUUUGCUAUAUUGUCUUCAAUGGUCCCGUUACAUUACUCGAUUUGAACUACGGACCACUAAUUCUCAAUAUUAUUGUCACCCAGCUGGUUGCCUAUGGAAUUUAUGUUCAAGGACCUUUAACACAAUUAUGUAUCGCGGGUAAUCGAUUUUACGUGGUAUUUUUCAGUAUGCAAGUUCAUAUUCAUAAUGGUCGAGUGUGUACUUUGAUUGCCUUAUUAUCAUGCUGGUCAAUAUCGCUUUUUGUGUCAAUAAUUGGAAUUCCUUAUAAUUGUGUCAAUAUUUACAACUUCGAUAUUUUAACAUGGGACAGUUUGGAUCCAUGUUCGGACAUAUUGGCAGACGCUGUGAUGUACUUUAUAAUGGUUCUUGCAGCCAUUACAAACACUAUGAAUAUAAUAAUUGGCAUCAAAUUGUUGUUCGCGCAAGAAAUUCUCGGAAUCGCGAGCACCGAAUCGAAGAGGCGAAAAAGGAAGACGCGCGAGAUGUUCAUUCAGAAUUGUUUUCAAGAUUGCGUCUACUUGAUCGACACACUGAAUAGCAUGUUCGUCUACACCUGGUCCGGCAAUAUUCUAUAUCAAUUUAUGUUCACAAUAUUCUCCAAUUUAUUUGUGCAUGUCGCCGAUGGGUGUAUUAUGUUGUAUUUCAAUCAUGACAAAGUGCAAAAGCCGCAAACGAUUAAAAUCACUUCACAUCUCACUCAAGUUGUCAAAGUCUCUUCGGUGUAUUGA